This is a messenger RNA of Anarrhichthys ocellatus (wolf-eel), 2474 nucleotides long. It is a transcript of the gene erlec1, whose product is annotated as endoplasmic reticulum lectin 1. Lineage: Eukaryota; Metazoa; Chordata; Actinopteri; Perciformes; Anarhichadidae. Gene Ontology annotation, biological process: retrograde protein transport, ER to cytosol; endoplasmic reticulum unfolded protein response; ERAD pathway. The record is from RefSeq and is a predicted model, not a curated record. Gene Ontology annotation, cellular component: endoplasmic reticulum lumen. Bases 167 to 1618 code for a protein of 483 amino acids. The transcript has 14 exons.
UUCGUGCUGUAUUGACAUCCGUGUCUCUCAGCCCUCUCUCACCACUGUCAGAACCACACUCCCUCGGACUUUGUAGUCACCCGGGCCGCUGUCGCUGUGAGGUGAGCAGGCUGUUGUCUACAUGAGGAGCGGGCUGUAGGAGCUCAGCAGCCGGACAGGAGGGAUCAUGGUUGGGCUGCUGCUGGUGUUUCUCGGGGGGUUGAUGGAGGUCUGCGGCGGAGUCUCAGCUAACAGAGGAGGGUAUCCCACUUUCACGGACGAAAUCCCUUUCAAAAUCACCUGGCCGGGCGCUGAAUUCACGCUGCCUGCUACAGGGGGGCUGUACAAGGAGGACGACUUUGUCAUCAUGACAACAACAGAGAAGGAGAAGUAUAAAUGUCUCCUGCCCUCCCUGACAUCUGGAGAUGAGGAUGACGAUAAGGGGUACGGUGGGCCCAGUCCGGGCGAACUGCUGGAUCCACUAUUCAAACGAAGCAGCUGCUCCUACAGGAUCGAGUCAUACUGGACGUAUGAAGUGUGCCACGGAAAGCAUGUGAGACAGUACCAUGAAGAGAAGGAGACUGGCCAGAAAAUUAGUGUUCAGGAGUACUUCCUGGGGAAUCUGGCACAGCAGAGCCCAUCAACAGAGACGGAUAAAGUUGAAGAGGCAGAAACUGUCAAACCAGCAGCUGAAUUUGAAGUGCCCACUAAGAACAUAGAAGGUCAGCUGACUCCCUUCUUCUCGCUGGGGAUGGGAAACGGGACUCCUUGUGUGCUGAAACAGAACGAGGCUCGCUCAACGUCUGUGCUGUACGUCUGUCAUCCAGAGGCCAAGCAUGAAAUCUUGUCUAUUGCCGAGGUCACGACCUGUGAAUAUGAGGUGGUGGUGUUGACGCCGCUGCUUUGCGCGCACCCAAAAUACAGGUUCAAGUCGUCCCCGGUGAACGCCAUCUUCUGCCAGGCUCUGGCAGGCUCCCCUCUGCGGCCUCGGCGGCUCACCCAGCUGGAUAAGGAGAGAGAGGAGCAGCUUAAACCGCCUUUCAGCGCCACCUCUAGGACCAGAGAGGAGGACACGUCACCAGUCAGAGAGGAGGCCUUCUCCUCCACUCACAAACCCAUCACUGUUGGAGGGCAAACUCAGGUCACUGUCGGCUCCACUCACAUCUCUCGUUUGACGGAUGAUCAGCUGAUCAAGGAGUUCCUUAGUGGCUCGUACUGUCUGCACGGGGGGGUCGGGUGGUGGAAAUAUGAAUUCUGUUACGGCAAGCACGUCCAUCAGUACCAUGAGGAUAAAGAGCAAGGAAAGAACACCGUGGUGGUCGGGAACUGGAAUGCCGUGGAGCACAACGAGUGGGCCAAGAAGAACGUGGCCCGGUCCUACCAGCUCAAAGACGACGGAGUGCAGAAAAUCAAGUUGGUGUCCCACUUUUAUGGACACGGGGAUGUGUGCGAUCUGACAGGGAAGCCCAGACAGGUCAUUGUUAAGCUCAAAUGUAAGGAGUCUGAGUCUCCCCAUGCUGUCACCGUCUAUAUGCUGGAGCCUCAGACUUGUCAGUACAUCCUUGGGGUUGAGUCUCCGGUCAUAUGCAGGAUUCUUGACACUGCUGAUGAACAGGGACUUCUGUCAAUCUUCAGCUAAAUUAACAAAAGAUCACAUGAUGGCAACAGCACAUGAAGGACAAGGAGAGGACGGACGGAUGCACUUGAAGAGGGCGGACAUUUAUCAUAAAGCAGAAGCCUGUUUGGUGGAGGAAGAGAGAUGCCCAUGACACUGCGCUAAAAGCCAAGAUGAAGGUUUAAACUGAAGCCUUAAAGGAGCACAGCCUCAGACCAUGUCCUGAUCUGUGCACUGGGCAACACUACAUCCAGAGAGGCUAGCUCAGACUUUGUGAUAACACAGUGAAUUGGUGCAGACGCCUCACUCCACAAGGCAGUUUAUUGCCUGUACUCCAUAUCUAUGCUUCACUUUGUGUUGAUUAAUUGCAAGCAAAGGAGUAUGAAUCAGGGGAGUCGUUAACAUCAGGGGAAUCACAUUUUUCAUGGUUUUAUUUUCUUUAAGGUGUGUGUGUGUGUGUGUGAUGUGAAAUAGCUGCUUGACUGUGGCACUUUGUACUUGUAGGGGGGGGAAGGAAGCAAGUGUGAAAGUGUUUUGCAGCAGAGAGAAUGUGUAUUGUGUUCAUUUACAGGAUGAGUGAGUGUAAGUUAUGCGUUAGCGGGAGCUGUGGAAUAGCAACACAAGUGAAUGGUUGAUUAAAAUUUCUUUUUAAGUUUGUCGGAUGUACGGAAUGUCUGUGGGUUUGAGGUGUUUUAUGUAGAUGCACACUGGAAUCCUGAUCAACGCUGUAUCACGGGGAUACAAGCCUUGCAGCAAAGAAUACAACUAAAACAUGGAAUCUCUAUUAUAGAGUUGCAUUACCGAACAGGAACAAAUAAAUCAUCUGACUUGACUGGGAGAUAUAAGGACAUUGUGGUAAUAAAUGCCUUCUUAAUAAGUA